Molecule: messenger RNA, 2023 nt
Organism: [Candida] anglica
Lineage: Eukaryota; Fungi; Ascomycota; Pichiomycetes; Serinales; Debaryomycetaceae
Source: the annotation of a GenBank genome assembly
ACCAACUCGAGACAGAGGAAAAAAAUAAUCUUACAAACUAAAGACGUUGGAAAAACUCUACAAGUUCUUUUUUAUUGCCCACCAAGAGACUUUCCAUAUUAUUUUGUAAUAUCCCAGGUGCUUAAUAAAGCCUAAUCCCGCUCGUCAAACCACAUACCACACGGAAAGCAAUUUACAAGAAAAGUUUACCUACCUAUUUCUGUUAACUGAAACAUCUAACUUUAACCAUUUGUAUACUACCAGUUAUCACGUAUGAUUGACGCGGAUACCUUCUUGAGGAACUCUCCAUUCCAAGCUACGCAUGGACCAAAUCAAUCAUUGGACAACACAACUCCAGAACUUUUGAAGUUUUCACUCCAAGAACAACAUAGAAACAAACUUCGAGAACUCAAGGAUAAUCACCAUGAUCUUCCCAAUUUAAAUCUACUCCACUCACAAUUUCUUCAAGACUCAUUCAAUAAUCAUCUUCAAAAAUCUUUAGAUGAGGGAACGGUGCUGUUUGAUGAAUCGGGGUUGUCAGAGUUUCUGCCUCCUUCAUCUGUAUCAUCACAUUCGGAGUUGAACAAUGUAGGGAAACCCAAUUACCUUAAUCUCAAGGUUUUAAUUGAGAACUCGGUGUUUGAUACAAAGAAUAUCAAUAAAGAUUCAAUCCUUUCAUUGACAGCUUUGAAACAACUCAAAUUACGUAUUCUGGAUAAAAAGGAACUUAAACAAUAUCUCAAAUCUAAACAUUCUAUUUCCCAAGAGUUUAUGUCAUCAAUGAUAUUAAAUCCUUCUACUUCAGAUGAGAUAGAAUUGGAUAGUACAUUACUUUUGAAGAUUAUAAAACUGAAUCAUUCAUUACUGCAACAACUUACAGAAGUUAGUGAUGAAUUAGAAAGUCUUACCACUAAAUUAAAUAAUCAUAACAUGGCAUGUAUGGUUUUGGGAUAUGUUGAGGAUAUAAAAAUAACGUCAUUGUCCAUGACAAACUUACUGCAAUAUCAAAAUAAUUUCCAUCCUACUUCCACUGCAGCAUCACCACUCAAAGAUCACACAAAUAAUACUAUACUUCCACCAUCUACUAGUGGGGCAAUUUCUCCCUCUAGAUCUGUGUUCAACAACAUGCAACAACAUAAUAAGGCAUUUGAUACCCUUUUUGCCCACAUUGCCUCUAUUGCAGCUCUGAGAAACAUUGUUUUGCCAAGCCCACCAAUGGAUGAUGAUCUUGCUUCAAGAACAACUUGGGCUCUGGGUUGUAUAGAUGCUAUUUUGGCUUCUUCUCCAGCUGCUAAUCCAAUGACUAAAUCAACUCCAGAAACUCCAAAUGAAAAAACUUUGCUGACACCAAUCACUGAAUACUAUCUUCAUGAAUCUUCACUUGCAUCCACCUCGUCUCCUGUACGAAGUAGUGGUAAUGGGAAUGAUAAGCAACUUCUUUUAGAUUAUAAGACUGCGUUGAAUGAUUUACGAUUCUCUCAUCAAUACCUUACUAAAGAAUUUGAAUAUUCUCGUCAACAAUCAUUCAAAAUUAUUCAAGAAUUUAGAAAAAAGAAUGCAAUUCUUGAAAAGGAAAUAAAUAGAGUUAAAGAAAAUCAAACUAGUACUGAUAGUUCAACCUUUUCCAAUCCUGAAUUGCUUGCGACUAAGGAAAGAGAAAUAUCCAAACUUAGAAAGGAGUUAAAUGCAUUGAAAAUUGAUCAAAUGGGAAUGAAACUGACUUCAACAAUGUCACCUCCAUUCAAUUCAAGUACUCUAUCACUUUCUCCACGCCAUGAGCAAUAUGAUCUGGAUGAUGAUGUACGCCUGCAAUCAAGUCGAAUGUCUCCAAGACCAUCAUCAUCAGGAACUAGUAACGGUAUCCUUCGAAAAGAAUUUAAAAAAAUCGUUGGCAACAUUCAAGAUCAAUACGAAGUAGAGCUUGAAGAAGAAAGAUUACGAAGACGUAAACUUGAAGAACAACUUAAACAGUUGCAAGUAAACUAGAUGAUAGAUAAAUAAGAUGCCUUUGUGCUAUAUGUAAAUUAUGAUGACCGAAAUAGAC